Messenger RNA from Hemicordylus capensis (graceful crag lizard), 2131 nucleotides. RefSeq names its product seryl-tRNA synthetase 1 (gene SARS1). NCBI's taxonomy places the organism in Eukaryota, Metazoa, Chordata, Lepidosauria, Squamata, Cordylidae. The coding region runs from base 119 to 1663 and encodes 514 amino acids. The transcript is spliced from 11 exons. Gene Ontology annotation, biological process: seryl-tRNA aminoacylation. Gene Ontology annotation, cellular component: cytosol. The record is from RefSeq and is a predicted model, not a curated record. Gene Ontology annotation, molecular function: tRNA binding; serine-tRNA ligase activity; ATP binding.
CCGUCCUUCCCUAACGCCCGCAUUGCGCAUGUGCGAUCAUCCUGGCUGCUGCUGAGCAAGCUGGUUGCACCCUUCUGGUUGUCUCAGCGGCUCACUCAUCCACUCAGCCGGCAGGACCAUGGUGCUGGACCUGGACCUCUUCCGCGCCGACAAGGGCGGCGACCCAGCGCUCGUGCGAGAGACGCAGAUCAAGCGCUUCAAGGACCCCAGCCUCGUGGACGCGCUGGUAGCAGCCGACGCGGCCUGGCGGAGAUGCAGAUUUCGUGCAGACAAUCUGAACAAACUGAAAAACUUGUGCAGCAAAACUAUAGGUGAAAAAAUGAAGAAAAAAGAGCCAGUAGGAGAUGACGAUCACAUACCAGAAAACGCACAAAAUCUUGAUGAGCUCACAGCAGACAUUUUAACAGGUCUUCAAGUAAGCCAGAUAAAGAAAGUCCGUCUUUUAAUUGAUGAAGCAAUACUGGAGUGUGAUGAAGAGCGCUUGAAGUUAGAAGCAGAGCGGUUUGAGAACCUCAGAGAAAUUGGAAAUCUCCUUCAUCCCUCUGUGCCAAUCAGCAAUGAUGAGGAUGCCGAUAAUAAAGUGGAGAGGAUAUGGGGAGACUGCACUGUAAGGAAGAAGUAUUCUCAUGUGGACCUGGUUGUCAUGGUGGAUGGCUAUGAGGGAGAAAAGGGAGCCAUUGUAGCUGGAAGCAGAGGAUACUUUCUUAAGGGUGCACUUGUUUUUCUAGAGCAGGCUCUAAUUCAGUAUGCCCUACAGACACUACUCAGCAAAGGGUACACCCCUGUUUAUACCCCCUUCUUCAUGAGAAAAGAGGUGAUGCAGGAAGUGGCCCAGCUAAGUCAGUUUGAUGAAGAGCUCUACAAGGUGCUUGGCAAAGGCAGUGAGAAGAGUGAUGAUAACACCAUUGAUGAGAAAUAUCUGAUUGCUACCUCUGAACAGCCAAUUGCAGCUCUGCACAGAGAUGAAUGGCUGAAGCCAGAAGAUCUGCCCAUCAAGUAUUCUGGGUUGUCAACCUGCUUCCGACAGGAAGUUGGCUCACACGGCCGUGAUACUAGAGGCAUCUUCCGGGUGCACCAAUUUGAAAAGAUUGAGCAGUUUGUCUAUGCAUCACCUCAUGAUAACAAAUCUUGGGAGAUGUUUGAUGAAAUGAUUGCAACAGCUGAAGAAUUCUAUCAGUCUUUGGGCAUCCCUUACCACAUUGUCAAUAUUGUCUCAGGUUCUUUGAAUCAUGCUGCCAGUAAGAAGCUAGACUUGGAGGCAUGGUUUCCAGGUUCAGGAGCUUUCCGUGAGCUUGUUUCUUGCUCAAACUGCACUGACUACCAGGCACGUCGACUACGGAUCCGGUAUGGGCAAACCAAGAAGAUGAUGGACAAAGUGGAAUUUGUACAUAUGCUCAAUGCCACCAUGUGUGCCACAACACGGACUAUCUGUGCCAUCCUGGAGAAUUAUCAGACGGAGGAAGGAAUAGUUGUUCCAGAAAAACUAAGGAACUUCAUGCCACCAGGUCUGAAAGAAAUCAUAAAAUUUGUGAAGCCUGCUCCUAUUGACCAGGAAAUUUCUAAGAAGCAGAAGAAACAACAUGAGGGAGGCAAAAAGAAAUCGGCAGGAGGGGACUGUGCUCUGGAAGGGAAAAUGCAGAAUAUGGAUGUGAACAGUCCCUAAAAUGUUUUACGGAGGCUGCAUCGUUUUUAGUGGGUAAAGCUGAGGGGCUCCUGAAUACAAGUUGUUGCUUUGUUUCAUCCCUUGUUGCCAUGAGCAAGUCGCUUUUUUCCUUCUUGACUUCUACCACAGGAAGAUGAUACUUCCAUGGUGGCUGUGAGGAGGCACGGAUGUUUCUUUCACUCUUUGAAUGUAGAAAGUACUGCAGUCUUAAAUUAUGUUAAGUAUUUGUGGAAACAACUUCUGUUCAAACCCCAAGCUGCAAAUCCAAGCAGAGGGAACAAAGCACUAUAACAUGUUCACUUGUUGAAAAUCUCUGCAUAGCAAAAAACAGUAAAGGGUUAAAUCAAAAGGGAAGAGAAAUAUAGGCACAUGUUUAAUUUUACUGUCAAGACAGUCUGUUCACAUAGUCAUAGGAUUUUAUCUAAUUUGAUGGGACUAAAUGAAUAAAGCCAACAAUUAAGACAUUAA